UGCCACCGUUAUUUCCUACGUACGUGAUCAUGAAUGGCCAAUGAUCUUGAAUUGCCAUGCAUUGCCAGUUGCGUUUUAGUGGUCGAAAUUCGCCCAUCCCCACUCCGUCUUAUGCAAUGCUUCAUCUUUCUGAUCCCACUAUAAUUGUGACAAUACACGAUGAUGAUAUGCAUCUUGUCUGAAACAGAUUCUUUAUUCCGGACGAUUACCAUAUUCUGUUAUGCAGUAUUCUCUUUUAUUUGUCCUCAUUUUGACACGAAAGUCACAUCGGCUUACAAUCUAGAAUUUUAUUCUUUGAUCUUUUCUGAAGAAAUUACAGAAGUUGCUGAGCGUAUGCUCUUGGAGAAUGAUACUCCUAUCGAAAACAAACAGCGUAUGUUAAAGGAAAUGUUUCAGCAACAAAAAGAGCAGCAGAAGCAUCAUGAGAUCUUUUGGAGCAACAAAAGUAGCAGCAAGAGCAAUGAAUGGUGAUGAUCGCAAUGAUGUAGAAAGUGGCAGUGGUCAAGAUGGCAGUGAUCGAGAUAGUGAUAGUCGUGGUGGCGGUUAUCAUGGUGGUUAUCAUGAUAGAAGAGGAGUUGGCCAAAUCUUGAAACGAAGACCGAAGCCGAACAACACGAUUAUCAAAAAAUUAUUAAUUUUGUAUGAAGUAAAUAUGCUGUUCUAUAAGAUAUAAUGCAAUAAAAAUGUUUUAUAAUGAA
Molecule: messenger RNA, 698 nt
Organism: Acromyrmex echinatior (Panamanian leafcutter ant)
Lineage: Eukaryota; Metazoa; Arthropoda; Insecta; Hymenoptera; Formicidae
Source: RefSeq, a predicted model, not a curated record